ACAAGGUUAGCGGCAUUUCUCCAUCACUCCGCAAAACCCUCGUAUAUAUGAAACCAUCCCCACCGCACCCCAGGGCUUCCCGCCCGCUUUCGCGAUCCCUAAAUACUCACUUCAACGGCGAGCUGAGCCGGACUCAAAAAGAUGGACCAAGCGAACCGGCGGCCAUGGAUCAUCGACCCGGAAUUGGACGGCCUGGACCUUGACCCAGAGGACCUCCAGCCGUCCAUCCCCCUCAAAAAAGUCCCCGCCGGCGACGUCUUCGAGGCGGCGCGCGCCGGUGACGUCGACCGCCUCCGCUAUCUCCUGGAGACCGGCGUCAACGUCAACGCCCGGGACCAGUGGGACUCCGUUGCCCUCUACUACGCCUGCCUCGCCGGCCACGUCGAGGCCGCCCGCAUGCUCCUUGAGGCUGGCGCCAUCUGCUCCGAGCGCACCUUCGACGGCGAUCGCUGCCACUACGCAGCCCUCAACCUUCGCGUGCGGCGCCUCCUCAAGGUCUUCGAGGCCCGCCCGCCGCCGCUCGGACCGCUGCCCGCCGCCCUCCGCGACACCUUCCUCGGCUGCCCUGCCAAUCGCCGCGCCUAUCUCGAGCAGUGUGAUGACGCUGCCGCCGCGUGGGCAACAGGUUACUCUUUGUUAAAUGAUGGAUCCAUUUCGACUCCAUUUCCCCCGGACAUCACCUUCUAUGUGGAUGGAAGACCUAUUGAAGCUCAUCGAGUUAUAUUAAGUGCCCGGUCACCCUUUUUUAAGAAGAAAUUCGAGACAGAUUGGAGGGACCGCAAGGAAGUGAGGUUUUCUAGCCAAAAAUUGUCUUAUCGUGCAUUAUAUAGCCUUAUCCAUUUCUUCUACUCCGAUAGACUUGAGGUUGCGGUGGAUGACAUGGAAGAUCUUGUACGUACAUGCAAAGCCUGCAAGUGUGAGGAAUUGCAGAAAGUCCUUCAGAAAGAAUUGAUUCACCAAAAAUAUGCAGACUAUAAAGCACUAAAGGAGGUGGAUAAUUCUCAGAAAAGGUUCAUUUUACAGGGCUUGUCCCUACCAGAGCAGGAUAGGCUUCCUUUUGCCUUGCAUCGCAUUCUAGAAAUUUCUCUUGCUAACUCCAGUGGGAAAAGCAUGAGUGUUGAUGAUACACAUGACUCACAAAUGAGCCAGUCUAAUGAUGAUCUUGCUGAUGUUUGUAUAAAAGUUGAUGAAAGGAUUUUCCGUUGCCACCAAGUGAUGCUGGCCUCAAGAUCGGAGUAUUUUAGGGCAAGGUUAUCUCGAAUGACAGGAUUUCUUGAAGGGAAUGAUGGACUGCCUAGUUUCUCACUUCCCUUUCUAGAAGAGCAUGACUUAAGUACAGAAGCAUUUGAGAAAAUGAUAGAAUAUAUGUACACAGAUCGCUUGAAGGAUAUGGACCCUGAUCAGGCUGAAGAAAUGUUUGAUGCUUCUUCAAGAUACCUGUUAUUUCCUCUUAAACGCGCUGUAGCUGAUUCUCUGCUACCGCAUCUGGAGCUGGUCUCACCUGCUGAACUCUGCCACUGGCUGAUAUUAUCAGACAUGUAUGGUGUUUUAAAGAUAAGGGAAUAUUGUUUGGAUGUUAUUGCUUGUAAUUUCGAGACAUUUGCCGAUACACGAGAGUUCCGGGCCAUGCUCUUGACACUCCCGCCACCGUCUGGACAUGACUCAUUGAGGACAACCCUUCCUAGUGCCCCAGGGUCUGUAGGCAACACUGAUCAGGGCAAUCUUCUAGAUGACUUGAGAGAGAAAUGGUUAGAAGCUGAAGCUGCAGAGCUCGACAAGAGAGAUGAGAGUGCGGCUUUGUUUGACAAGCGGCUUGAGAUGCUUAUGCUUGUAGCAGAACAAGAAGCCAAUGAAGUUCAUGGUGAUUCCAUCCAAAGCAAGCACUGUGAUCAGGUGUCCACAAUGUUAUCCCAUUGAAGAAACAAUUAAGCUUCAACAUGGUUGCUUCAUCAUGUGUAAUUGCUUAGGCCGCCAGCCAUUCUUAUAGUGUUUUCAAAAUGGACCGAUCUUUUCAAAAGGAAUGAUGUGAAAGUUCCUAGGUUGGAUAACGACUUGCUUCAAAAUAAACAUCCCACAAGCUGGCUUCGUCAUGAAUGGUUGUUUAAAAAUGUCAGCUGCUCUGUGACCGUUGGGAAGAAAUAAUGUGGUGCCAUGGGCACCCACCAUAUCUGGAUUCUCUGCAGCUUGUGACUGAACUGAAGGUACUCAAGUUCUGCUAUCACUACCGUUCAUGUAUCACAUAAUGACCCAUGAUUGUAUGAUUCCAUGCAAUGUGCUAUCAUUAUCUUGUGCAAGUCCUCGCAAUUCCGGGCUGUCUCAUGAUACUCCAAUGGCUAUGAUUACUGGAUCUCUACAGUUCAAAACCCAGCAUGAUAAGAUCUGAACUUGUACUUCUAAUUAAGCAUGAUUUUCCACCAGAUGUGAAUGUGAUUCGUUCAUGAAAGAAAAUGUGAGCUGGACUUUCAGCCUGAAUCAUAAGAAUCAGGCUGAAACUUGAUUUCUGCCCACUGAAAAACAAAUACACAGGACAGCUAAAUUUUCUUUUGGUAAAUAUGCUUUGCUGGCCUUUGGAUGAGCACCUGUCUACAGUCAUUUGGUGACAUACCAAAAAUGUUCCUAAACUUUGAGCUCAAAAUGCUCUGUUUUGCCUCGUGGCCCAUGCUGUUGAAGGCUAUGAAUCGACAAA
Messenger RNA from Elaeis guineensis (African oil palm), 2686 nucleotides. Its product is annotated as BTB/POZ domain-containing protein At2g04740. The record is from RefSeq and is a predicted model, not a curated record. Gene Ontology annotation, molecular function: protein binding. NCBI's taxonomy places the organism in Eukaryota, Viridiplantae, Streptophyta, Magnoliopsida, Arecales, Arecaceae. Gene Ontology annotation, cellular component: cytoplasm; ubiquitin ligase complex.